UGAAGAGAGAAAACAGCUUUGUAUGUCCUUGUGGAUCUCUCUCUCUCCAGGCGCAUUCCAGAUACGUCUGUCUGGAGGUCCUAACCUUUGUGCAGGACGGGUGGAGGUUCUCUACAAAGGUGAAUGGGGGACAGUGUGUGAUGAUGACUGGGACCUGCGGGAUGUUACUGUUGUGUGCCGAGAACUAAACUGUGGGGAAGCCCUAUCAGCACCUCGUGGAGCCUGGUUUGGUGAAGGAGCUGGUUCCAUUUGGCUGAACGAGGUACACUGUGUGGGUACUGAGAGGCACCUGCUUUCCUGCCAUCACCUUGGCUUUCGCAAGCAUGUCUGUACCCAUGAGGAAGAUGCCAAUGCCAUCUGCUCAGAACAACGCUUCAAUCUUUUUACUGCCAUUCCUGCCCACACAACUUUCAAGAACGGCAAAAUGGAGCCAGUAACAACCACAAGACCACUUGUGUCACCUACACCUACUAAGCAAACCCGUGCCCUGAGACUUGUGGGUGGCAGAAGUCAGUGUUCUGGCCGGCUAGAGGUAUUUCAUGAGGGGCAGUGGGGGACAGUGUGUGAUGACAUGUGGGACCUUCUGGAUGUUGCCGUCAUAUGCCGGGAGCUGGACUGUGGGGAGGCUCUGGCAGCACCAGGUGGUGCUUUCUUUGGUGAGGGGAACAGUGUCAUCUGGCUAGAUGAUGUGCAGUGCCAAGGAGAAGAGUCAAAGUUGGCAGAUUGCCACACCAGUCCCUGGGGGACAAACAACUGCCGACACAGUGAAGACGCUGGGGCUGUGUGUUCAGGUGAGAUGCCCCUUGCCAUGAUUGAAGAGCAUACAGCCAUGCUUACAAGGUCCUUAGCGCCUCAGAGAUCCUGGUCUGUGGUACCAAAGCAAAUUCCACAUCCUAUUCAGCUUACAAGAAACCAGGAAGAAACUAUGACUAGUCAAGAACACACAGAGAAUAUUCCCAAAGGAGGUAUUUCAGAAAGUGGCCAGCAGAAGCUGCGGCUUGUAGAUGGCCCUGGAUCCUGUGCUGGACGGGUAGAGGUGUUGUACAAAGGCCAAUGGGGCACAGUGUGUGAUGAUGGCUGGGACUUGGUGGAUGCAGCUGUCGUGUGCCGUGAGUUGGGCUGUGGAGCCCCACUUCUCAGUCCUGGCAAUGCUCGGUAUGGACCAGGAUCUGGACCUAUCUGGUUGGAUGAUGUCAACUGCACUGGGAGAGAGUUUACUAUACAGCACUGUCGUUCUCAGCCUUGGGGGAAGCACAACUGCAACCAUCACGAAGAUGCUUCAGUCAUCUGCACAGGCAGGUGGAAACGUCUGUUGUUCCAAAAGCCAUCUGGUAAUUCAAAGGCAACUGAACCAAUCUCUACCACACAAGACCCAGGAUCUCCAAACAACCCAGAGCUGCAAAAUGUGAUGAAUGUCGCAGCAACCACCACAAACAUUCAGGAAUUUCUAGAUGAAUCAGAGAUAAAGUCUCUCAAUCAAUGGUACACCAAUGAUCCUUUCCUAACCACACAAAAUGUGAAAAUUGAACUCGAAAAGGAGACAAAGCCAAUAAAUCCUUCAGAUAUUGUUGAAGCAACACUUAUUCCAAAAAUAUCGCACCAUGUGCAGGAAAAAGAGUCAACCAACAUCCCUAAAGCAAGAUUGUCCAUGCACAAAUGGGAAAAAGAGUCCAUCUCUUCCUCAGAAAAAAUUCAGCCAACCUCUAUCACAUGGCACGCAGAAUCUAAAACAGAAAUGAAAUCAGCAACUCCUGGAUUCAUAGAUAAAACAAUAUACAGUUCAGAGAACCCACAACAUGUUCAGAAGGUGGAAUCAACCGUUUCUUCAAAGAUCAGGCCACCACUUCAAAAAUGGGGGGAGAUGCCCAUUUCCCCAUCCAUAGAAUUUAAACCAUUAUCCACGUGGGAUAUUGAAUCUGACAGAGAAAUUGAGUUAGAAAGGCCAUCAGGAGCAGAACCACCUCCAUUUGCACAAUCCUUUAACUCUGCUACUGAGGUGGUGCCUCCCAUCUAUUGGGAUAGCAGUGCUGAAAUGUCUCCAACCACAAAGAACACAGAAUACAAUAGUGUCUUCACUGAAAGUCAGUAUAUCACCACUGCCACAUGGGUCCAGGCACCUGAAAAAGUUAUGAAAGCAUCUGAUCAUGUGACAAAUGAAUUGUUCCAAUUCUCAAAGAGCUUGGAUGUUACAAAAGAGAUAGAACUACCAAUAAUCACACAAAAUCUACAACCUGAAAAGCACAUGGAAACGAUCACCCCCAAAGUCAUAGACUCUAAAGAGAAUUCAAAUCAAGAAAAACAGGAGAGAUCAAAUGCAGAUCUCCAUCCUGUGGAGCCCACAGAAUCUACCUUUAUUUCCAAAGAUGUUCUGAAUUCAAGUCAACUACACCCAGGUCCAGAAACAUACACAGUUUCUAUGAAUGGGCAAUUGGAGGACAGUUUAUUCUACUCAGAAGGCAAAGCAAGAAAAACAUGCCUGACCAAAACAUCAGAUCCAAAUGUCACAUCUGCCAAAUCUGUCACCUACUCUGAACACUGUGAAUCAUCCCCAGACUGUCUUGUAAAGCAAGAACAAAGGAAAGAAGAUCAAAGAUGUUGCUGUUCAACACCUUCCCUGGGGAACUUGGUCCAUGCAAUGAAAGGUCUCCAUGGGGAACUAGGUUCCCUCUCUUUUGCCAUUAAGAACCAAGGUUCCCAACUGGAGGCUGUAGCUCUCAGUCUGGCUGAGUUGGCAGCUUCUGUACGUCAACUGGUUGGAAUAUUACCUUCUCUGGUACAACCAGUCUCAUCCCAGUCCUUCUCAGCUCCAUCUGGGCAAGAUGAAAGUCAACUGCAAAAUCAGCUACCUUUAAAGUGAAAAUUGUAUGGAUUUUUAUAAUGCAAGAUAUUGAUUCUCAAGCCAGCAAAAUACAGGAGAGACAAAAAGGGUAUCUAGUCAAACUCUGCCAUGAGAUGGGUAAGAUCAACAUGUACAAAUUUGAAAUUAUUAAGCUUGUCAUAAUCAGAAAUUGUAGCAAUUCCCAUGUCAGAAACACAGAAUUAAAUGGAAAUAUUAGAUUGCACUAAGAUAAGUUGUCAGAUGAAUUUUUCAGUAAUUUACUGAGUGGUCCAUUUAUUAUACGAUUGGCUCAUUAAAACUGGAUUUUAAAUGGCAUAGUCAUAUAUAACUUGAAGCUGCAUACUCCCCAUUCAUUUCCUAUGUAGAUUGGCAAUUAUUCUCUGUAUAAAGUAUCUCUACCUUGUGUGAUUUAAUUUUUGUGCUUUUUGCAAACAUCCAGAGUGGGCAGGAUGAGAACAGUCAAGAGCCAAGAACAGAAUUAUUCCCAGUGGUAAUAUAUCUGCUUUUUUGGUCCAACAAUAAUCUACAAGUAGUUCUUGGGUGGUAGAUAGUUCCAGAUGGCAUGGCUAAGCCAUUUAUGUUAUUACUAGUAAUAUUUCAUUUGGAUUCUAUUUGUAACACAAUUGAAGAGCAAUGCUUUAUUUCUGCUCUUUUUUACAGUAAUUUUCUUAAAGAUUACAAUUUACAACAAUAAAAACUAAUACAAACUAAGAAAAAAGAAAAA
Messenger RNA from Candoia aspera, 3563 nucleotides. Its product is annotated as soluble scavenger receptor cysteine-rich domain-containing protein SSC5D-like. The transcript has 8 exons. The coding region runs from base 23 to 2857 and encodes 944 amino acids. Gene Ontology annotation, molecular function: serine-type endopeptidase activity. Lineage: Eukaryota; Metazoa; Chordata; Lepidosauria; Squamata; Candoiidae. Gene Ontology annotation, biological process: zymogen activation. The record is from RefSeq and is a predicted model, not a curated record. Gene Ontology annotation, cellular component: plasma membrane.